This is a messenger RNA of Macrosiphum euphorbiae (potato aphid), 252 nucleotides long. NCBI's taxonomy places the organism in Eukaryota, Metazoa, Arthropoda, Insecta, Hemiptera, Aphididae. The record is from the annotation of a GenBank genome assembly.
AUGAGUUCAAAAAUUAAAAAUUGUAAAGCUCACAGUCAAGCUAAGGAAAUAAUUUGGAAUGUUUUCAAAUAUUUUAAAGAUAAAAAUGAAGACAUGGCUAACUGUAGGUUGUAUACGAUGACUGCAGAAGCUACUGGUUAUUCUACAAUGUCGGUUAGACGUAUUGUGUAUGAAGGUAAGAAAAAUAUGUAUUUAACUGGAAAUUCUACAUUGCAGGCUACAUUUAUCACUCCUGAUAAAAAAAAGGAAUAA